AGAUGGCGGGUGAGAAGGCAGCCAGUGAGAAGAAGCCUGGCGAGAAGGCGCCCAGUAAGAAAAAGACAGCUGAGAGGAAGCCAGCUCAGCAGCCGGCCAGCCAGAAGGACGGUGAGAAGAAAAGGAAACCUAAGAAGCAUCAUGCCAGCCGUAACCCUGCCCUGGCCCGGGGUAUCGGGAAAUAUUCCCGGUCAGCCAUGUAUGUCAGAAAAGCCCUGUACAAGCGCAAGUACACUGCUCCAAAAACAAAGAUAGAAAGGAAAAAGAAAGCAAAGCCACGUGCAACCAUCACCAAGCCAGUUGGUGGAGACAAGAAUGGAGGCACCCGUGUGGUUAAAAUCCGUAAAAUGCCCAGAUACUAUCCCACCGAAGAUGUUCCUCGCAAGCUUUUGAGUCACGGCAAAAAGCCCUUUUGCCAGCACAAGAGGAGGCUGCGGGCCUCUAUUACUCCGGGGACCGUUCUGAUCCUUCUGACUGGUCGUCACAGGGGCAAGCGUGUCAUCUUCUUGAAGCAGCUUGCUACUGGCCUUUUGCUUGUUACAGGACCCUUGGCUGUCAAUCGCGUCCCUCUGCGUAGGGCCCAUCAGAAAUUUGUUAUCGCUACAUCUACAAAGGUUGAUAUCUCUGGAGUGAAGAUUCCCAAACAUCUCACUGAUGCAUACUUUAAGAAGAAGAGGCUGCGUAAGCCCAAGCACCAGGAAGGCGAGAUCUUCGACACUGAGAAAGAAAAAUACGAGAUAACGGAGCAACGCAAGUCAGACCAGAAGGCAGUGGAUUCGCAGAUUCUUGCACGAAUCAAGAAGGUGCCUCAGCUCCGCGGGUACCUGCGUUCUACAUUCUCUCUCUCAAAUGGAGUCUAUCCUCACAAGUUGGUGUUCUAACUGCUCUGAAAGCACCACAUUAAAUUCGAAGGGAAAAAAA
Messenger RNA from Apaloderma vittatum (bar-tailed trogon), 921 nucleotides. RefSeq names its product ribosomal protein L6 (gene RPL6). Lineage: Eukaryota; Metazoa; Chordata; Aves; Trogoniformes; Trogonidae. Gene Ontology annotation, biological process: translation. Gene Ontology annotation, cellular component: ribosome. The record is from RefSeq and is a predicted model, not a curated record. The transcript has 6 exons. Bases 3 to 881 code for a protein of 292 amino acids. Gene Ontology annotation, molecular function: structural constituent of ribosome.